AUGUCUACUUCGGCGAACUCUACCGUCCUCCUCUCCGAAGAACUCUACGACAAUUUCCGUAAGGCAAUUCACACUCCGUUACUCUUGUGGAUUUUCGGUGUCUGCUCCGUUCUUUUCGCGGCGGGAAUGGUGUACCUGGAGCUGAGAUACCCGGUGUGGUCGCAUAUCUAUUUCGCUCGGGACAAGGAGGACGCAGGAGAGCGGAAUGGUGACGCUAUUGGGGGCACCGGGGGAGGGAAAGAGGGAGGCGGCUUGGUGUGA
Letharia columbiana is the source of this 261-nucleotide messenger RNA. RefSeq lists its product as uncharacterized. Lineage: Eukaryota; Fungi; Ascomycota; Lecanoromycetes; Lecanorales; Parmeliaceae. The transcript is spliced from 2 exons. The record is from RefSeq and is a predicted model, not a curated record. Bases 1 to 261 code for a protein of 86 amino acids.